AUGUCUAAAAGCAAUAAAAAGAAGAAAAUUUUUAGUACUGAAGAUGACGAAACAUCUGCCACUUUACUUAAGUCCUCAAUACAAUCUGAAGACACCACAUACCUAUCAGAAUAUUUAAUGCAGAAGAAUGCACAUAGACAACUCAAAUAUCUGGAAGCUAAAGAUUUAGAGAAAUUAAGUCUUUUAUUGGUUGAUUUUUUAACUACCCCAUUAAGACUUUUAGCCCUUGAUGUUUUGAAAAAAAUAGCCAAUAAUAAAGUGUUACAAGCUUUAAAACACAGAGCUAUUGAUUUUGAAAAGUUAGUGUACCUUAAAGGAAAAAUUGAUUUUAUAAAAAUGAAAAAUUUAAAAAACGUAAGACACGAACCAGAGACUACAAUUAAUUAA
Messenger RNA from Vairimorpha ceranae, 387 nucleotides. RefSeq lists its product as hypothetical. The transcript has a single exon. Lineage: Eukaryota; Fungi; Microsporidia; Nosematidae. The coding region runs from base 1 to 387 and encodes 128 amino acids. The record is from RefSeq and is a predicted model, not a curated record.